CUUGAGGCCUCGGAACUCGCUCUGGCUGUCUUGAUCUAGUACCGCUGGUGCUGAUCUCUAGUCGAAUUCACAGUGCGCCUCGAUCUGCUCGGUCAUAGAUGCCGCGGUGCUGCCUACUCAUCAACUCCCGCCUUUCAACAUUGUGCUUGCCUCUCAGAGUCGCACUCGGCUCCCCUCCUCGAGCUCGACCCUUCACAGUCUGGCCAUCCACAAUGUCCGAUAUUAUCCGUUCCAGCAGCUCGAAAGGCUGGCCAUAUGAGUGCUUUGACACUCAAAUUUUGCGUGCAGAACCGUCAUUGAUCCGCUUCGAGGAAGCCUCCUCCUCCCGGCCACAGCUCCCAAGCAUCGUCCCAGCUUCGGAAUCCGACAGGAGUGAUCUGUUCGCUUCAACACAACGUUCGCUUAAUAUUGCAGCAACAGAACUCAGAAAUGGAAACGUUGUUGCAUUCCCGACAGAAACAGUUUAUGGACUCGGCGCAGAUGCCACAAACGCGUUGGCCGUAUCCAAAAUCUACAGAGCGAAAGGUCGGCCUUCAGACAAUCCGCUGAUCGUACACAUCUCGGACACAAGCAUGCUUGAUGAGCUUGUCGAAAAAUCAGAUGUGUCUCCGAAGGAGAGCAAUAUCAGUGCCGCUUACCAAUGCCUCAUCGACGCAUUUUGGCCAGGUAGCCUCACGCUACUCUUUCCUGUCCGACGCCUACACCCGUCCUCAAAGGACAAAGGCAAGCAACGAGCCGUCCUUCCAGACAUCGUUACGUCUGGUCUACAGACUGUCGGCCUGCGCAUGCCCUCUCAUCCGCUCGCACGGUCUCUCAUCGCUCAAGUAGGCAGGCCGAUCGCGGCGCCUUCGAGUAACGCGAGCGGUCGCCCUUCACCGACCACCGCGCAGCAUGUCUUCUACGAUCUCGGCGGGCCGCUGGACGCAGACCUAAUCAAAGGUGAAAGGUCUGAAACGAACGGCGGAAUCAAUGGAAAUGCACUUCAAACACCCCGUGGACGAAUACGAUACAUCCUCGAUGGCGGGCCGUGCUACGUUGGGUUGGAAAGCACCGUCAUCGAUGGGAUUACGGACCCGGGGGAAAUUAGAAUUCUCCGGCCAGGAGGGGUGACGGUAGAAGAGAUUUCUUUUGCGCUGGCUUCGCGUAAUCUUCUCGUCGAUGAAAAUGGGGAGAAUCAUGCAGAUUCAACCGGCAAGGUCCGUGUACGCGUGUAUGGCAAGGACAUGGAGCGUAGCGCGGCGCAAGAAGCGAACCCCACUACACCCGGAAUGAAGUACAAGCACUAUUCGCCUAAUGCGCGAGUGGUACUAGUCGAUGUCGGAUCUUCUUCAGCUCGGGCGAAUGGCGCGGUAUGCACACUCAAAGAUAUGCUGCAGGCCGAAUUGGGCCCCUUGGCGGAGACGGCAGGAGCUGAGGCAGCACAUAUAGGCUUCAUGGCUCCUGCUGGCUCAAAUCUCGCCCAAGCUGUCGCGUCGCUCGCCUCGCGUUCAGCAUCGGAGUCAGAGGGAGCAUCUCGCGUCAAAAAAUUCUCGAUGCAUCUCGAUGGGAAUCAUGCGCGCACGGCGGCCCUCUUCCUCUACGACCUUGGCGCGCCUGAAUCCCCCGGUGAAGGAGCGCAGCGGCUUUUUGCCGGCUUGCGAGUGCUGGAUGAAGCACCGCAGAAGUGCCAGGUCAUCUUUGUCGAGACGAUGAAAGCCGAUCGUAUCGGGCUCGCCAUUAUGAAUCGGCUUGAAAAGGCAGCGAGCGAGAGGAUCUCAAUUGACCUGUAGCCCCGCAUCAACCAUUAUGCACACCGAGCCUCUCCCAUAGCGUGGUGAAGAUCCUCAAUUAUGAUACCUUCUCAACAGAGCUCAGACACGCAUACAUCUCUGGCGCAAACGCAUUCCAUCAGCGGAAGAACUCUGACCGCCUGGCAUUGAUGCCAUACUCGCUCAACGCAGCGCUGAGGUCGUCCAUCGUGAGCACCGUCCUGGAGCGAUCCUGUGUAGGAAGCUCUUUGAUCAGCAUCCCUCUCGUUAGGCACGCUAUGCGUGAGAGCGCAAACGUACCUUGGCACCUUGGCCUGCCGCUCCACCUGCUGCCGCGCCUCCUUUGCUGCGACCACCAG
Molecule: messenger RNA, 2107 nt
Organism: Tilletiaria anomala UBC 951
Lineage: Eukaryota; Fungi; Basidiomycota; Exobasidiomycetes; Georgefischeriales; Tilletiariaceae
Product: translation factor
Exons: 1
Coding region: 213-1769 (518 amino acids)
Biological process (GO): regulation of translational fidelity
Cellular component (GO): cytoplasm
Molecular function (GO): nucleotidyltransferase activity; tRNA binding; double-stranded RNA binding
Source: RefSeq, a predicted model, not a curated record